Paramuricea clavata is the source of this 8568-nucleotide messenger RNA. Lineage: Eukaryota; Metazoa; Cnidaria; Anthozoa; Malacalcyonacea; Plexauridae. The record is from the annotation of a GenBank genome assembly.
CCUGUUGUGGCAGUAGUUUUUGGUGCGCCAAAUGAAAAUGCAGAUGACGCAGCAGCAACUGCAGGAGUGCCAAACGUCAACGUUGGUGCUGUAGAUUUAUUACCAAAAAAACUCGAACCAAGCGAUGUCCCGGCUGCAAAUGUCAUCUUGUAUAUUUAUAUAACAUAAAGUAAACAAUAUAUUACAUAAAUUGACUAAAUGAACCUUUAUAAAUCAUAUUAUUUUGUUGUUUGCCGUUCACAUGUUUCUUUCAUUUUUUUUGAAAUAUCAAAUAUGUUAUUUGAGCCUGCAAAGUUUAUUCAGCGGGAUUACCAUGAUGCCUGUGCAAGAUGAAGUACUUGCAAAUUCGCCAAUGAAAAAAUGGCGAAGUUUUUUAAUGGUCAAAAUAAUGACAAUUUCACUUAAAAUGUUUCACUAAAAUUUGUAUUAAAGCUCUAGAGUCAGCUUUACAACCGAGUGUAAAAGAAAGUAAAAAGAAAAUGGCAAAAAAUGAUAAAAACGAGGAAAGUGAUCUAGACAGGUAAUUUAUAAAUAUUAAAAAUAGGGGGGGAGAUGUGAUAUUAAUCAUCCUUACUUGCAGCUGAAAGCUAACUGCUAAGCUGAACUGCAAAGGAUGCAGCUCAACCAGAUCAAGUCACAGGUUUCUGAGGAUGCUUCUCCCAAGGUUCUGCCCACGGUGGAUGUACGAUGCCGACUGGGCAGUGAUGCUCGGCGCAGUGCCACCCGGCACUCACAACCAAAUGGAUCCUUCCACCCAGCACUAAUUUCAAAUAUGUGAUACGAAAAAAUUAAAUAAUUAAAGACUAGUAUUACUCUCCAUGUCAAAUGAGUAGUUACUAAAGAUACUAUUCCUUUUUAAAGGACAAUGGCACCGAAAAUUUUUAUUGGCUAUUUCAAUCCUACUUGACGACCUAACUAUGAAAAUAUUAUCAUUUCGUUCUCAAACAUUUUAGUCUACGAGUAAAAUGCAUGCAAACUUUGUGUUUCGCCGCCAUCUUGGAAAUAUUUUUUUAAAAAAUUAUCUCGAAGGUCAAUGAACUUUGUGAUGUAUCCUAUAGCAGGGUCUGAAAUUUAUAUUUUUUCUCAGUAUCCAACUGGGGUACCAGGAUUCAAAGUUUAGUAUCCCCCUGAGAAUCCAGUAUCCCACUUCUGGAUACUGGUUACCGGUACCAUAAGUAUUAUACCCCGUCCCAUCCAAAUAAGUUGCCAUAACUCUCACUGUUACAAAUUACAAUAACAACAGGAGCCUCAACAGUGAUCAACAACUAAAUAAUUCAUUAAUACACUAAAAUGCACAUAUAAGGGAGUGAUCAUUAUUUAUGGGGGUGCUAAAUGGGAGGGCAAACAAAGUUUUACCCUUAUAAAUAGGGGGGGUCAAAAAAGUUUUAACCUGGAGAAAGGGGGGGGUCAAAAAAGUUUUUGAACUUAAAUACCAUACAUGUCUAGAGUUCUGAUUUCUAUAAUCACAAACAUAAUGCCAACAAGGAAAAGAAAGAAGACUCUGAAAAUGCCAUUUCCAACGAUCUAGAGACUCAAACUUUUGAAAAUUUCCCUGCUCGGUGCCGUCCAUGGUAGCGCUUCGUGGUAGUCGGGCCCACUAAGUUUAACAAACUUCCUACCCCCUGAGUGACCCAGUUGUGGUAAAACUGAUCAGAUUUGGUCUAUCAAAGCAUAAUAUACAAGGUUCCAAAUGAGGCCAGUUGUGCCUGGGAACCCAAUCUCAUAAAUUUUCCAAUUUUAGGAAAAAAAAUGGUAAAAAUUGAAAAACUAGGCAACCAGAAAGCGUAAACUAGGACGCUCUGAUAUAGGUCACAAAAUCGGUUGUCAGUUUGUGUUGUGUACGUGUAUUCUACAUUAUCGUGCUUAAUUUCGAAAUAUUCUGCUAUUUUAAUACCCUAUGUAAAGUAGAGCUGUGCGGUUAACCGAAAAAUUCGGUUCUUCCGGUACUUUUUUCAGCACCGAAAAACUAUACGCAAAAAAACGUUAGUUUCGGUUUUAAUUUCCCGUUUAACUCCCGCCAAACGCCCACCUGAUUGCAGGUUGAAAUGUUUGGAAAAUAACAAGAUGGUGCUCUGUGCAUAAUAUGCACUGUACUAAGUGCUCAAACAGUUAAUAUUUUAGUUGCGAUAGUUAUUGUUGUGAACUUGCUUUAAAUUCCUUUAAAAAAUAAGAAAUAUUUCAUCUUCAUAAAUAAAUUCCAAUUGUUGUCUUAAAAUAAUCCGAGAUUUAUACUAACUUACAAAGGCAUAAAUUCAUCUAUUUAGUAAAAAUGCUCGAAACAUACAUAAAUGAGUUCAUACAUUUGUACUGUUCUUCUUUUUUGAAAAUAACCGAAACCGAACCAAACCGAGGUUUUUUUGUUCCAAAAAACCGAAACCGGAACCGAGAUAAAAUUUUUGGAACCGCACAGCUCUAAUGUAAAGCUGUUUCCGUAUUAUAUUAAUAAUCUCUGUUUUAGGAAUGUUUCUGUCAACAUGUAUAGAUUUAGAUUAAAACAACGUCAUUACGCGCAAUUGGUAUUUUGGAGUCUGGGAACGUCCUAGUUUUUGACGACAACAGCCUAGUUUUUUUCCAAAUAAGGUAAUUCUAGGACGUUCUUAGACCCCUGCGCACAAAAAACUAGGACGUUCCCAGUCUUCUUCACCUUCUCACGUCCAGAAAACUAGGCAGUUCGCAUUUAUAUAAUUACAAUGCGUGAUAUCAAAUAACAUUUGCGCAAAUCUGUCGCAAUAACAUUGGUGUAAUCAGAAAAAAAGCAUUAGAAAUACAUUAUAUUCUUUGUAUUCAGUACAGCUACCAAUAGUACAAUGUACUGAAUAUUAGUUAUUACGCUUAUCUCUCACUUAUUGAGGCAAUGAUUAUUUACGCAAAUAACGCAAUGACGAAUUGUGAUUCAUGUUUGGCAUACAUUACAUUGUAAUUUUUAAGAGAUACGUAGUCAUCAACUAAAUUGGAUUCUUCGGUGUUGUUUUUAAAGCUGUUGUUUCUAAUAAUGUGGGCAUAGGCAUGGUCUUGUUUUUUUUAGUUUGAGUACUAAAACUGGAGUUUUUAUUAUAUAAACCAACGUCUAUAUAUAGACUCUAUACAUGAAUUGUAAAAGUAUAUCACACUCUGCACUUGACCUUUAAAACGGUAACUUUAUAACGUCACAAUAUUUAUGGUCACCACUUUUCCCCUGAUGCUUUGCUAACAUGCAAAUUGUCUAGUAUUGAUCUUCAAAAGAACUUAGAACGGCAAUUUUAUAAAGACAUUACCAAUACAAGAAAUGUUAAAAUUGCGUGUAUUGUAAUUGUAUUGCAAUUGUCACUAAUUAUUAUGUUUAUAUAGUGCAGUCAUGCCAAUUUCCAUCAGUACUGGUAUCAAAACCUGUAAAAUGGAAUAUACUUUACAGCCAUAUAUUACUAAAUACAUAUCAAAACAUGUAUCAUUAAUUCAUUUGCGCUAACCUUAUAAGCCUCUCGCAAAAAAAGUUUUAGGGGGGGGGGGACUUGAAAACUUGAAAAUUGGGCUAUUAAUUUUUUUAAUACUGAACCCCAGGCACAAGCAAAAUGCCAAUUGGAACCCUGCAAUAUAAUGCUGUAUAUCCAAGAAUCUGUUCAGAAAAUGCUCACAUUUCAGUCCUAGGGGUGAAAAAAUACAAAAAAAAAAUUUCCUGGGGGAGAAUACCCCCAGACCCCCCCCCCCCUACUAGUACAUACAAUACCACACUAAACUUUUUGUCACCAACAACCAUCUGUCAUCUCUCCACACUCAGUAUAGUAUGGUCCCUUUUUGUAGAUGCCCCCCAGACAAGUUCGUAAAAAAGCCCUAGCUGUGUUCAAAUAAUUUCGCUGUAUGAAGACAGGCCAUGGGUUAGGGUUAUGGUAGGACAUUUUUAAUCACAUAUGGUUGAAUCAUGUUCACCAGGGUAAAACAUCAUGAGAUAGAUUAAACAGAUUGUCCUAAUAUCUAACUUUACCUGAAACGCACACCUGUUUUAUUGCUGUUAAUUUUUCAAUCCACACUGGGGGGGGGGGCAGAAAAGUUUCUACUUUUAUGAGGGGAGGGCAGAAAAAGUUUGCUUUCAGUCUGGAGGGGGGGGGGUGUCAAAAACGUUUUCAAUCCUUAUUUUCCCCAUUUACCAACCUCCCCCCUCCCUAUAAAUAAUGACCACUCCCUUUAAAUCUUUCAGCAAACUUCUAUAUGCUAGUCCUCAUGCAAUGAGGAAAGACUGGUGACAAACUGAUAGUAUUCAAAAGUUAUCAGGAGCCUGUCACAGGUGUUUAAGAUUUUUUUAGUAUCCAGUCGGGAUACAGCUAGGUCAUUCACAGUUUGGUAUCCAAAACCAAAUUUUUGGUAUCCCUUGGAUGUUUGCAGUAUCGGGAUAUUGCAAAUUUCAGACCCUGUAUAGGGAUGCCUAUUUAACAAUUAGUCGCCGAAGGCGAGGUGAUUACAAGUCUAUAUUCACUGACCCGAAGGCGAAGUGAAUAUAGGCUUGUAAUCACCGAGCAUGAGGCGACUAAUUGUUUUAGUGUAAAUUUCCAGGUAUUUACAAACAAUAAUCCACACAACUUUAUAAAAAUUCACUUCAAAUAAAUUUAUUUUCACUAUAAAUAGUUUGUUUACAAAUUUGUUUACAAAAUUUAAAUCUCAGACACGGCUCUGUGUCGCGUUGCGACUAAGCCAGCUUUUUCCAAAUAAAAGCACGUAAAGUUUAAUAUUUUACCUUGAAAUAUUUUUAAACCAUAUUUUGUAGCUUGUUUGGAUUUUUUGGGAAUGCUAUCUUCUUUAAUUUUGGCAAUUUCCUCCUCUGUUACUACGGCAAAACGAGCAGCCAUUUUGAAAAAAAAGCUAUAGUCACUGACCAGUGACUAUCACUUCAGAGACAGUGAAUCUUGACCAAUCAGAAUGCAGAAAAAUCAAUAGUCACCUGGAAAUUUAUACUAAAAGCCUAUAGAGCUCUAUAUAGGUGCCUAAAGGCUUCUAUAUAAGGAAUUGGAACAUUACUUUUAGGCCACCUAUAGACUUUUUUCGUAAGGGUGCACAAAAACUUUCCUUCUUCCGCUUUUAUUGUAACAGGCCACAUUGAAUCAGCUUCUUCAGUUAAUUGACAGGGUUAGCUUGGGUAAAUAAAGUUUUUUAUCUUCUAUCUAUCAAAUUGUCAUUUUUAUCGUAAAGUGUGCAUACCUUAUAGUACGUAAGACUUUUUUAAAAUAUUUAUUUUGCCAUCAUGGUGAAAACAUCACAGAAUAAUUGUUUGACCAACGUACCCUCAAAUGCACUCAAAACAUCAAUUUGACAUUUUGCAUGACAACUUGAAUAUGCUUGAAUAUGGCCCAUAAUUUAAUGUUCAAUCUGUAUAACUAUAGCAUGCAGUUACAAAAUUAUGUGGAAGUAUACGGAGAUAAAAUUGAAAUGCCACAACUUUUAUGUGUUAACAUGCCAUGAACAUAUAACGAAAAUUAAAUAUAGUUACAAAUUAUCAUAUAAAAGCAACGAAAUUAAGCCAAAUUUUAUUACCAUGUUUGUUCAUAAUUUGGUAACUACUAUAUACAGUAAUAAUAAACAGAACAAUUAAUAUAACGAAAAUGACAACAGGUAUAUAAGACAUGUAAGUUAUCUUAAUUUCAAGUCAAAGUGACCAUCCCAACUGGGCCAGUCAUUGUCAACCCCCUACCUGACACAAACCUUUUAGCCAAGAAAAAAGAAUUGAAGCACAGGUGUUUGCUUUUCUGUCUACAAAUGAUGUCUCUUGUUAUCUAUAUCAACUAUUUUACCCGAUUUAAUACAGAAUAGCACUUGAAGAGAUUAUAAAAGAGACAAAACGAGGGAAAGAAAGAGCAGAAACCAUGGGACCAAUGGGAUGGUAUGUGAUAACCUUGGUUAAAACAUAGAAUUGUAUUCCAUAGCAUGUACUAAAGAGACAGGGGCAAACUGUUAUAAUUAGGUGUUAAUAUACUAGUAGUCUGACAUACUCGGUAAUGCAUAAGAUUUGAAAGAUAGGGCUAAGAAUCACAAAGAACAUAUUUUGCUUCACUACAUGUUUUUGUACUUGCACAUAUUAUAUACAACUUAAAAAUAUUUUGAAUUUAUAAACUAUUAAUUAAACCUUUCAUUUAGGAUAAAGUGCCCUUUGGUGCCAACAAAUAAAAGGUUUUUACGUAAUGUUCUCAUGGGAACUUUGACAAAUCAGAAGCGAGAUAAUGGAAUGAAAGGUAGCAAUAAUGUUAAAGAUGUGGGACAGUCUGUUAAUACUAUGUUCGUGUAUAGCUUGAUCAUGCUACCUUCAUAAUUUAAUAAAACUAACUCAUGCAAACAGACUGUAUCACAUCUAAAGUAAGUUCUCAUGUUUUGCAUGCACAUAUAUGACUGUCUAGUAUAUUCUAUUGUAUUGAAUGAAAUAAAAUACAUACUCUGGUAGGUACAAUGGCAAAGUUAAUAAGAUAAAAAAUAAAAUUUUAAAUAUUAUAAAUACUGUACUAUUACACAACAACAGUAACUCCGAAUAUUGAAAGCAUUUUUAUUUUCUACGUUUCGACUAUAUUUUAGACUUAAUCAUCUUCAGUCAUUCAAGAUUACUAAAAUAUAGUCGAAACGUAGAAAAUAAAAAUGCUUUCAAUAUUCGGAGUUACAGUUGUUGUGUAUUUUAUGAAAAUACUCGGUGGUUCCCGUAAUUUCUGUACUAUUAGUGAAUCAUGAUUAAUAUAUUUUAAUUAACUAGCCUUUCUCACAGUCGAUUUAUCCAGACGAGUCGAAAUUUCCAACUAAAUUACUUUAUGCCGUACAAGUUUCACUUACACUAUUUAAUCUAAAUUUUCUUUCCAUAGGCAUAGAGAAAAAACAUCAAAGACAAAGUUUGACAAAGGAUCGUGUCAGGUCAACUUCACCCAGCUCAUCCCACAACUCGUCAGGAGAUAUUAAAAGCAUUGAAAGAAAAACUAAUGAUAAAUAUGAACGAUUGGAACAUUCUUACUCAUCUUUUAAAUAUUCAGAGGCAACUUGUAGUAUGCAGAAAACGUCUGAGGAUAAGUAUGAACGAAAUACAAAAGACAAUAUGACAGAUGAACAAUCCUACGAUAGUCGUAGUAGGAGAUAUGAUAAAGAGAAAGAUAACUGUAAUAAGAAAAGUAAGCAGAGUAGGAAAGAUGAUGUUAGAGAGAGAAGAUCGUACCGUAGUCCUGAGAGAUAUGAUGAGAAACCUGGCAUGGAAAGAAAUCAAAGAAGGAAACACAAGUUAGACGGACGUAAAAAAGAACAUAAAUAUCAUAAGCACACAAAGAAAAGGAAGGAGUGAAGGAUUUUGAAAACUAAAUCGAAAAAUAUGAUUUCUUCCACCUCAACAACAACUCCAUUACACCUGUUGGCAUCACGUGGAAUUCAGGCGCUGUUGGCCGGAGUAUUGUGGCUCAGGCGUUGCAGGGUAUAAACAAUUUGGUAGAGAACGCAAUUCACACCCGGGUAUCGACGUCAAACACUAGACAGAUUAGAAAAGGGGACGAGAGCUAAGGAAUUUGAUUACUGCAAUAAUUUGAAGCUUUUUAAAAUAACUUUACAAACGGCUAAGUUUGGGAAAAACGAUCCGGUGUGUGCUUUGAGGUAUAUUUUAUUAACGUCGUAACAAGUCGUCGUCUAAUGUCACAACAAGGCAUUCACGUCGCUCCAAAGAUGUGAAAAUCCGAGUUUAACGUUGAAUUCAGAAUGACAACGUUGUUGAGGAUAUCCCUGGGACCACAAACUAUUCAACUUUUUGUUUUGCAUGAAGAAUCUUUUUUGUUUCGAAGGCGCGUCUUUCAUAGCCUGUGUACAACCGUUAAGCCGGUUUUCCACUUGCGAAUUUUUUCGCGCGAAGCGAAUUUUUGAUUUGUCUUUGGUCUCUCAACUGGAACCAUCUGGAAAACCGGCUUUACUCUCGACGAAGCGCGCGAGAGAACGUCUGUGAGUUGGAUGCAUAAUCCUUGUUCAGGUCACGUGGAUAGUUCCCAGAUUUGGGGCCGCCUCUGAUUGGACUGUGCUUGAUUUGAAUAAUUUAUGACAAAUGAAGCUAUUUCAUUGGUUAAUUGAUAAUUAGCAUGCGUUUAAAAUAACAACACAAAAAUUUUAAAAUUCCAGAUCAAGAAUCAAGAUUUCCUUCGGGACAUAGCCUGCGCGGCAGGUAGUGAGCCUGCCACGCAGGCUAUUCGGGACACAGCCUCGUACCCAGGCGCUAUAUGUUGUUCUAUGGCUUGCGUGGGCCGCGUGGAUUAAUUUGAUCGAUAUUUUCCGUUUUUCUCCCUCGCGUGCCGUCCCACUUGCGCUUGAUGACGUAAACAAACCAAAGCGCCUGGGUACAAGGCAUUUCAGGACAUACAAAGGUGCAGGGUUGGUAACUUGGCCUUUUUGCAGCCAAAUAACUCGAUUUUGGCUUUUUUAUUUCUUGUUUGGCCUUGAAAAAAAUGUUUGGCCUUUUGGCUCUAUUUUGGCUUUUUUAUCAAGUGACAGGAAUUUUCGCUAUUUUUAGUAUAAUUUAUUAUAAUAAUAAUAAUAAUAAUAAACAUUUAUAUAGCGCACAAACCAAGACUGUUCUAGGCGCUUUACAGUAAUACAAAAUCC